CUCAUCGUUUUAUUUACCAUUUAAUUUCUUCAAUCAUAAUCUUUUGCAACAACUAAUUAAUUUUGUUGGGAAAAAAUUCUAGUACGAGUUUAGUUUACAAUAACACUUGAAGAGAAAAAUGAGAGACAUGAGGAAAGUAGUGCAUGGAUUGAAACCAGCCCUAAUGAUGUUGAUGGUUCAGAUUGCAUUUGCUUCUGUAAAUGUUCUCUACAAACUUGCCAUAAAUAAUGGAAUGAGCGUCAGAGUGCUUACAGCUUAUCGUCUUAUUUUCGCAGCAGCUACCACUAUUCCACUUGCCCUAAUUUUUGAAAGGAAAAACAGACCAAAGUUGACUUGGAGGGUUGUUUUUAUGUCAUUCUUUUGUGGUCUAUUUGGAGGAAGCUUAUUUCAAAACCUUUAUUUUGAAUCCUUGGCAUUGAUAUCAGCAACAUUUGCUUCCGCUGUUUAUAAUCUCAUUCCUGCCGUCACUUUUAUCUUGGCCGUUUCUUUUGGUUUCGAAAGGUUGAAUAUCCAAACGGCGGCCGGCAAAGCUAAGGUGUUAGGAACAAUAACCGGAAUUGGAGGGGCAAUGCUGCUAACAUUUCUCAAAGGCGUUGAAAUUAACAUUUGGACCUUCCACAUUAACCUCUUGCAUAAGGGAAAAAAUGGAACACUUAAUGAUGAUUCUGGUAGUAAAUUGUUGGGUAUUUUUUUUGGUCUUGGAAGCUGCUUUUGUUUUGCAUUAUGGCUCAUCAUUCAGGCUAAGAUGAGCAAAGAAUAUCAAGGACAUUAUUCAAGUACAGCAUUAAUGUCCUUGAUGGGGGCAAUUCAAGCCACUAUUUUUGCCCUUUGUGUUGAGAAAGAUUGGAGCCAAUGGAGGUUGGGUUGGAGUAUUAGGCUUCUAACUUCAGCAUAUUCAGGAAUUGUGGCCUCAGGUAUAAUGGUUAUUGUCAUUGCAUGGUGUGUAGGGAUGAGAGGUCCACUGUAUGCCUCUGUUUUCAAUCCCCUUAUGCUUGUGCUUGUGGCCAUUGCUGGUUCCUUGAUGUUGGAUGAGAACUUAUACUUAGGAAGUGUAAUUGGAGCAGUGCUGAUAAUGGCUGGAUUAUACAUGGUGUUAUGGGGUAAGAGUAAAGAAAUGAUAAGAUUGACUCAUUUAGAUACCGAAGAAAUCGACGAAAUUAAGGUUGUUGUCACGCCUAUCACCGUAGAUCCGGAAAACAUCAACUGUAGCAACAACAAUCAUACCAAUAGUAAGAGCAACAAUGUUGGCAAGGAUGAUGAACAUGAUAAUGAUUCAUUAAAAUGUGAACAUGAAGGACAAGACAUUGAAAGUAAUGGUAAACAAGAAUUGGUUUCAAGCCUUUAUGUGAAGUCUUGAGUGAUGAUGGCGUAAAAUGUGUAAAUAAGAAUAUUCUAAAUCAAAAUUUCCUUGUGUUAAAUAAUUUUUAAGUCAAUUUUAUAACUUUUGUUUAA
Messenger RNA from Trifolium pratense (red clover), 1452 nucleotides. Its product is annotated as WAT1-related protein At1g25270-like. The coding region runs from base 119 to 1357 and encodes 412 amino acids. NCBI's taxonomy places the organism in Eukaryota, Viridiplantae, Streptophyta, Magnoliopsida, Fabales, Fabaceae. The transcript has 7 exons. Gene Ontology annotation, cellular component: plasma membrane. The record is from RefSeq and is a predicted model, not a curated record. Gene Ontology annotation, molecular function: transmembrane transporter activity.